Messenger RNA from Macadamia integrifolia, 1756 nucleotides. RefSeq names its product cytochrome P450 71AU50-like. Gene Ontology annotation, molecular function: monooxygenase activity; oxidoreductase activity, acting on paired donors, with incorporation or reduction of molecular oxygen; heme binding. The record is from RefSeq and is a predicted model, not a curated record. The transcript is spliced from 2 exons. Lineage: Eukaryota; Viridiplantae; Streptophyta; Magnoliopsida; Proteales; Proteaceae. The coding region runs from base 25 to 1587 and encodes 520 amino acids.
UAUUUUUUGCAGCUACUUCCAAAGAUGCCCCAGAACCAACCUUCACUUCCUUUCCUAAUCUCUUCUUGGACAAUUGCAGCUCUCUUAACAGUACUGCUUGGAGGGCUCUGGUAUUUAUCGAUCCAUCUCCGGCAUGUAUCAAGGGCCAAGCAACAAAGUGAUGGCCAUCGUCUACUACCACCGGGUCCUUGUGGGCUUCCAGUUCUCGGCAAUCUUCUAAUGUUGGGUGAUCUCCCUCACCGUAACCUCCAUCAAAUGGCCCAGAAGUAUGGACCCAUCAUGUACAUCAAGCUCGGCCUUGUGCCAACUGUGGUGGUAUCAUCAGCUCAGGCAGCUGAGUUGUUCCUGAAGACACAUGACAGUGUCUUUGCAAGUAGACCUUACAGUAUAGGUUCUGAGUAUAUGUCUUAUGGGAACAAAGGCAUAGCUUUCUCACAAUACGGUACAUAUUGGCGCAACAUGCGCAAGCUGUGCAUCAAAGAGCUACUAAGUGCAGCAAAGGUUGAGUCAUUCAAGCAGAUGAGAAGGGAGGAGAUGGGCCUCUUUGUUGGAUCUCUUAGGGAGGCUGCCAAAGCUGGUGCAGUGGUUGAUAUGAGUGCCAAGGUGGGAUCACUGAUUGAAGAUAUGAUCUUCCGAAUGCUGAUUGGUGACAAGGUCGAUAAUUCCCUAAAACCAGCUGUCGAGGAAUUCCUUAAGCUUCUUAGUGCUUUUAAUCUGGCUGAUUUAAUUCCUUAUAUCGGAACACUUGACCUUCAGGGACUGGGUCGACGCAUGAAGGAAGUUAGCAAAGUCUUUGAUGGGUUUUUAGAGAAGAUCAUUGAUGACCGCAUAAGCAAACCUAAAGAUUUUGAUGACGACCAGAAGGACUUCAUUGAUGCGAUGCUGCCUUUGAUGAUGGAAUCAAACCCUAUGCAGGCAAAAGAGCAUCAUUACAUGAUCGAUCGGACUAAUAUAAAAGCAAUCAUUUUAGACAUGAUUGUGGCUGCAACAGACACAUCUUUUGUCACAGUUGAAUGGGUCCUUUCUGAACUCUUAAGGCAUCCUAAGGUGAUGGAAAAACUCCAGGAGGAGUUGAGGAAUAAAGUUGGCAUAGAUCGGCAAGUGGAGGAAGAUGAUUUAGUUAAGCUGGAGUACUUGGACAUGGUUGUGAAGGAAGCCAUGAGGCUUCAUCCUGUUGUUCCAUUCCUACUUCCCCAUGAGUCCUUGGAGGACAUAACAAUCAAUGGAUACCAUAUACCCAAGAAGUCUCGUGUGAUUAUAAAUGCAUGGGCAAUUCAAAGGGAUCCUAAUGUGUGGUCGACUUAUGAUGAUGCUGAAAAAUUCUUGCCUGAAAGAUUUAUAGGAACUAAUAUUGACAUCCGAGGGCAUGACUUCCAACUUAUCCCAUUUGGAUCAGGUCGUAGAGGAUGUCCUGGUAUGUAUCUGGGCCUAACAAUGGUGAAACUAAUACUUGGACAAUUGGUGCAUGGUUUCAACUGGGAGUUACCCAAUGGCAUGUUACCAGCUGACUUGAACAUGACUGAGAAAUUUGGUAUAGUUGCUACAAGAGCCAACCAUCUACUUGCUGUUCCGAUUUUAUGUGUAUGAGUGUUGGGCUUGGAUGUUGUACGUAAGGUAUCCCAAGUAAUAAUUGUGUAGUAAUUUGAGUAGUUACCUAGUGUAGUUAUUUAAGUGGUAAUUGGUAUGGACUUGGAUCUUCUCAAGUGUAUUAGUGAUUUUAGUGUGCAUCAGAUGGCUGGUAACAUUCGGCCACACA